Molecule: messenger RNA, 1183 nt
Organism: Malaclemys terrapin pileata
Lineage: Eukaryota; Metazoa; Chordata; Testudines; Emydidae
Gene: LIN37
Product: lin-37 DREAM MuvB core complex component
Exons: 10
Coding region: 1-849 (282 amino acids)
Biological process (GO): negative regulation of transcription by RNA polymerase II
Cellular component (GO): Myb complex; transcription repressor complex
Source: RefSeq, a predicted model, not a curated record
AUGGGAGGGUUGCAGACGGCUGGGCCCCUGGUCGCGCUCGGGCGGUUCCGAGUAGCUGCUGCUGGUGUCGGCUGGAGGGAGGGUUCCCGGCCCCAGGUCACCAUGCUACCUACGAAGGUGGAAUUCGAGAAGCAGGAUCUGGAGACGACCAACGCCCGGAGCCGCCUUGAUGCUGUGCUGCAGUGUCUGCUGGAGAAAAGCGAUGUGGACCGGGAGCAGAUGGACGAGGACGCCGGGAAGACAUCCAGCGACCCACUCAGCAAGGACUCCUCCCCCUCCACGGCUGGGAAGAGGCCCUCAGCACGGUUCUCCCAUCACCGGCGCAAGAAGAGGAAAGAGACAGAUGAUGGAUUGACUGAGAGUGGCCAGCAGAGACAGAACACCUACAUCAUCAAGCUGUUUGACCGGAGUGUGGACCUGGCGCAGUUUGCAGAGAGCACCCCACUGUACCCCAUCUGCCGGGCCUGGAUGAGGAACAGUCCUGCCGUACGCGAGAGGGAGCGCUCGCCCAGCCCACCGCUGCCCGCCCUGCCUGAGGAUGAGGAGGGGGCUGAGGGGCUGAACGGGAAGAGCCAGAAUGUGUACAAGCUGCCCCCGCCGUGUGCUGGCCUGGAGAAUGCAAGCGGGGAGUCUGUGAGCACCAGGAUACCCUCCCCACUGCCGCCUGAGGAUGGGGAGUCGCUCCCUGAUACGACCCCUGAUGCACGGCCCUCAAUGUCUUCUCUCAUCUAUAAGAACAUGGAGCGCUGGAAGAAGAUCCGCCAGCGGUGGAAGGAGGCAUCACACCGGAACCAGCUGCGCUACACUGAGAGCAUGAAGAUCCUCAAGGAGAUGUAUGAGCGGCAGUGAUGGACCCCACACCCUGCCCAGGCCCCCCUCUGGGGGUGGGGCUGUGCUGAGGCCCAGCCACUGGGAGUGGAGCCACUUGGGUGCCCCGCCUCUGGGGGGGGGGCAUUCCUAAUAGAAAAUAGCCUCAUACCCUGGGCUUGGUGCUGGGGAGAGUGGUCUAGCUCGGGGCUGCCCCUCACACCCCCCCUUCUGUCCCCUGGCUGGGCUCUGUGUGGGGUAGGGCUGCCCCCUAGUGGAGUCAGCGGCUAGUGCAUGUAAGGGGACCUAGUCUCCCAUCCCACCAUCUCUCUUCUCCCUCCCCCUUCCAACAUAGCCAAUAAAUGGAGUCCCUGGC